AUGAUAGACUCUCUCUCUCUCUCCCCACUCUGGCUAAGAACUCUCUCUCUCUCUCCACUCUGGCUAAGAGUUGAUAGCAAGAUAGACUCUCUCUCUCUCUCCACUUGGCUAAGAGUUGAUAGCAAGAUAGACUCUCUCUCUCUCUCCCCUCUGGCUAAGAAUAGACUCUCUCUCUCUCCCCCUCUGGCACUCUCUCUCUCUCUCUCCCCUCUGGCUAAGAGUUGGCUAAGAGUCUCUCUCCUCUGGCCUUUGUUGGAUAGCAAGAUAGACUCUCUCUCUCUCUCCACUCUGGUUGGAUGGACCAGUUCUCUCUCUCUCUCUCUCCCCUGGUUGGAUAGCAAGUUUCUCUCUCUCUCUCUCUGGCUAAGAGUUGUCGUUUUGUUCUCUCUCUCCCUCCCUGGCUGUCGCUUUGAUUCUAGACUCUCUCUCUCUCUCCCUCCCUCUGUCGGAUUGUUCUCUAGACUCUCUCUCUCCCCCUCCCUCUGUCGUUUUGUUAGACUCUCUCUCUCUCUCCCUCUGUCUGUUUGGAUUUGGAUCUCCUCCCUCUGUCGUUUUGAUCUCUCUCUCUCCUCUGUCGUUUUGGAUCUCUCUCUAGACUCUCCUCUCCCUCUGUCGUUUGGAUCUCUCUCUCUCUCUCUCUCUGUCGUUUUGUUCUCUCUCUUGGAUCCCUCCCUCUGUCGUUUUGUUCUCUCUCUCCUCUGGCUCUGUCGAUUUGAUCUCUCUCUCUCUCUCUCUCCUCUGUCGUUUUGUUGUGAAUCUCUCUCUCUCUCUCUCCCUCUGUCGUUUUGUUCUCUCUCUCUCCCUCUGUCGUUUUGUUCUCUCUCUCUCCCUCUGUCGUUUUGCUCUCUCUCUCUCUCCCCUCCCUCUGUUGGAUUUGUUCUCUCUCUCUCUCUCCCCUCCCUCUGUCGGUUUGUUCUCUCUCUCUCUCUCUCUCCCUCUGUCGACUUUGUUCUCUCUCCCUCCCUCUGUCUCUCUCUCUCUCUCCUCCUCUGUCGUUUUGUUAACAAGAUCUCUCUCUCUCUCCCCCUCUGUCGUUUUGUUCUCUCUCUCUCUCUCCCUCCCUCUGUCGUUUUGUUCUCUCUCUCUCUCUCCCUCCCUCUGUCGUUUUGUUCUCUCUCUCUCUCUCCCUCCCUCUGUCUAAGGUUGGAUAGCAAAGAUCUCUCUCUCUCUCUCCCUCCCUCUGUCGUUUUGUUCUCUCUCUCUCUCUCCCUCCCUCUGUCUAAGUUUUUGAUUCUCUCUCUCUCUCUCUCUCCCUCUGUCGUUUUGGAUCUCAAGAUAGACUCUCUCUCUCUCUCCACUCUGUCGUUUUGGAUCUCUCUCUCUCUCUCCCUCCACUCUGUCGUUUUGUUAGACUCUCUCUCUCCCUCUGGCUGUCAUUGGAUUCUCUCUAGACUCUCUCUCCUCCCCUCUGGCUGUCGUUUUGAUAACAAGAUAGACUCUCUCUCCUCUCCUCUGUCCAAGAUAGACUCUCUCUCUCUCUCCCCUCCCUCUGUCGUUUUGAUUCUCUCUCUCUCUCUCUCUCCCUCUGUCUCUUUUGGAUUUCUCUCUGUCUCUCUCUCUCCUCUGUCGUUUUGUUCUCUCUCUCUCUCUCUCCUCUGUCUCACUCUCUCUCUCUCUGGCUCCCUCUGUCGUUUUGUUCUCUCUCUCUCUCUCCCCUCCCUCUGUCGUUUUGGAUCUCUCUCUCUCUCUCUCUCUCCCUCUACUCUCUCUCUCUGUCUCCUCCCUCUGUCGUUUUGUUCUCUCUCUCUCUCCCCUCCCUCUGUCGUUUUGAUUCUCUCUCUCUCUCUCUCUCCUCUGGCUAAGUUUUGGAUCUCUCUCUCUCUCUCUCUCUCCUCUGGCUGUCGUUUUGUUCUCUCUCUCUCUCUCUCCUCCCCCCUCUGUCUAAGUUUUGUUCUCUCUCUCUCUCCUCCUAAGGUUGUCGUUUUGUUCUCUCUCUCUCUCCACUCUGUCGUUUUGUUGGAUAACUCUCUCUCCCUCUGUCUCUCUCUCUCUCUCUCUCCUCCCUCCUCUGUCGGAUUGUUCUCUAGACUCUCUCUCUCUCUCCCCUCUGUCGUUUUACUCUCUCUCUCUCCCCCCUCUGUCAUUUUGGAUGUUCUCUCUCUCUCUCUCCUCUCUCUGUCGUUUUGUUCUCUCUUGGAUAACCUCCCUAGACUCUCUCUCUCUCUCUCUCUCUCUCCCUCUGUCGUUUUGUUCUCUCUAGACUCUCUCUCUCCCUCUCUGUCUUGGAUAGUUCUCUCUCUCUCUCUCUCCCCCCCCUCUGUUGGAUUUGUUCUCUCUCUCUCUCUCCCUCUGUCGUUGGAUAGUAUCUCUCUCUCUCUCUCUCCCUCUGUCGUUUUGUUCAAGAUCUCUCUCUCUCCCUCUGUUGGAUUCAAGAUAGACUCUCUCUCUCUCCCUGGCUGUCGUUUUGUCUCUCUCUCUCUCUCUCCCCUCUGUCGUUUUGAUAUCUCUCUCUCUCUCUCCCUCCCUCUGUCUUUUGUUGGAUCUCUCUCUCCCUCUCUCUGUCUUUUUGUCUCUCUCUCUCUCUCUGUCAUCUCUCUCUCUCUCGUUUUGUUGGAUAGCUCUCUCUCUCUCCCUCCCUCUGGCUUUUGUUGGAUCUCUCUCUCCUCCCUCUCUCUUUUGUUCUCUCUCUCUCUCUCCCUGGAUCUGUCGUUUUUGUUCUCUCUCUCUCUCCCUCCUCUGUCGUUUUGUUCUCUCUCUCUCUCUCUCCCCUCUGUCGUUUUGGAUAACAAGAUAGACUCUCUCUCUCCCCUCUGUCGUUUUGAUCUCAAGAUAGACUCUCUCUCUCUCUCUCCCUCUGUCGUUUUGUUCUCUCUCUCUCUCUCUCCCUCCCUCUGUCGUUUUGUUCUCUCUCUCUCUCUCUCUCUCUCCCCUCCUCUUGGAUCGUUUUGUUCUCUCUCUCUCUCCCUCCCCCUCUGUCGUUUUACUCUCUCUCUCUCUCCCUCCCUCUGUCAUUUUGACUCUCUCUCUCUCCCUCUGGCUGUCGUUUUGUUAGACUCUCUCUCUCUCCCUCUGGGUUGUCGUUUUGUUCUCUCUCUCUCUCCCUCUGUCGUUUUGUUCUCUCUCUCUCUCUCUCCCCCUCUGGCUAAGGAUUGGAUAGCCUCUGUCGUUUUGUUCUCUCUCUCUCUCUCCCUGGCCCUCUGUUGGAUUGUUUCUCUCUCUCUCUCUCCCUCCUCUAAAACUCUCUCUCUCUCCCUCUGGCUCUGGUUGGAUGUCUCUCCCUCUCUCUGUCUCUCUCUCUCCUCUAAGUUCUCUCUCUCUCUCUCCCCUCCCCUCUGUCGUUUUGCUCUCUCUCUCUCUCUCCUCUGGCUCUGUUGGAUUGUUCUCUCUACUCUCUCUCUCUCUCCCUCUGUCAAGUUGGAUCUCUCUCUAGACUCUCUCUCUCUCCCUCUGGCUAAGUUGGAUAGCAAGAUAGACUCUCUCUCUCUCCCCUCUGGCUGGUUGGAUUUUGUCUCUCUCUCUCUCUCCCUCUACUCUCUCUCUCCCUCCCUCUGGCUAAAGUUGGAUAGCAAGAUUGACUCUCUCUCUCUCUCCCUCCCUCUGUCAUUUGUUCUCUCUCUCUCUCUCCUCCCUGGCUGUGGCAAGACUCUCUCUCUCUCUCCCUGGCUAAGAAUCCCUUGUCUCUCUCUCUCUCUCUGGCUCUGUUGGAUUUGUUCUCUCUCUCUCUCUCCCUCUGUCGGUUUGAUCUCACUCUCUCUCUCCCUCUGUCUAAACUCUCUCUCUCUCUCUCCCUCUCCCUCUGUCGUUUUGUUCUCUCUCUCUCUCUCUCUCUCUCUCACUCUGGCUAAGUCGUUGGUUAGCAAGAUAGACUCUCUCUCUCUCUCUCACCUCCCUAAGUCGUUGGAUAGCUCUCUAGACUCUCUCUCUCUCCCCUCUACUCUCUCUCUCUCCUCUGGCUUUGAGUUGGAUCCCUCUCCCUCUGUUAGACUCUCUCUCUCUCCUGGCUGUUGUUUUGCUCUCUCUCUCUCCCUCUGUUUGUUUAACUCUCUCUCUCUCUCUCCCCUCUGGCUUUGA
Messenger RNA from Acanthosepion pharaonis, 4011 nucleotides. Lineage: Eukaryota; Metazoa; Mollusca; Cephalopoda; Sepiida; Sepiidae. The record is from the annotation of a GenBank genome assembly.